Molecule: messenger RNA, 885 nt
Organism: Ipomoea nil (Japanese morning glory)
Lineage: Eukaryota; Viridiplantae; Streptophyta; Magnoliopsida; Solanales; Convolvulaceae
Exons: 1
Coding region: 1-885 (294 amino acids)
Source: RefSeq, a predicted model, not a curated record
AUGGAAAACGUCGGUGUUAAUGACGGCUCUGUUCUUGGUUCCUCUGAACGGACCGUUACCGAGAUUCAUUUGGUGCCUGCGAGUGGUAGCCUUUCAUCGGCUCACCACUUCGUUUCCUUAAAGUUGAACUCCCGGAACUAUCUGUUUUGGCGGACUCAGAUGCUUCCGUUUCUUGAAGGCCAAGGGCUUCUAGGGUUUGUUGAUGGUUCUAUGCCCUUUCCGGCGGAGUCACCGGCGCUGGCGUCGACCGCGGACAGCGCUCCCACGAUGGCUUCCGAUCUCCCGACGCGGCAGCUCGCAUGGCGUCGUCAAGACAAAGCCAUUCUCUCCAUGCUCAUAUCUUCCUUGUCCGAGGAGACCCUUCGUUUCGCCGUCGACAAGGGUACUUCUCGGCAGCUUUGGCAGGUGAUCGAACAAACCCUAGGAUCGUCCACUCGCUCUCGCGCUCUCCGGCUGCUCGGCGGACUACAAGGGCUCCGCCAAGGUGACUCCUCCAUAUUUGAUUACCUUGGUCGCGCUCAGAUGUUGAUUGAUGAACUGGCUCUCGCCUGUAGUCACGUUGAGUUGGAUGAUCAGAAUCUGUACAUGUUUCGUGGUUUGCGCCCGGAGUUUCGACCAUUGGUGGCAACCCUAACCCGUGGUGCUCCCGUUCCCUUCCCGGAGGUUGCGAAUUUUCUUGUUUCGCAGGAGUGGAUAUAUUCGGAUGACGGCACGGCUCUCGGCGCACCGGCGGCCUUGGCCGUAAGCCGUGGGGGUCAUGACGGCCGCGGUGCAGUCUGCAAAACCGAGGUGGUGGCGGCCGCGGUCCAACUCAGGCCCUCGGUGUCAUAUUUGCAACAAGCAAGGGCAUAUAGCUACAUCGUGUUGGCGUCGUUUCAGUCCUGA